AUGACUGAUUACAACCCCCCGACUGGAAUACCAACAGGCGCUGGAACCCUGACACUUACAAAACUUCCAUCCAGACCUAUUAUCGUCGUCGGGGGUGGGCUCGCGGGGUUGUCCGCGGCACACCAGGCGUACCUCAACGGGAGCAACGUAGUGCUCAUUGACAAACAGUCAUUUUUCGGGGGCAAUUCCACCAAGGCAACCUCUGGGAUCAACGGGGCCUUGACCAGAACGCAGAUCGAUUUGAAGCUUGCGGACUCAGUCCAGCAAUUCUAUGAAGACACCAUGAAGACGGCGAAGGACAGAGCCAACCCUGAAUUGAUCAAGGUCUUGACGUACAACUCUGCGGAUGCGGUGCACUGGUUGCAGGAGGUGUUCGGGCUUGACUUGACGCUUGUGUCGAGAUUGGGCGGCCAUUCGCAACCGAGAACGCACAGAGGCAAGGACUCCAAGUUUCCCGGCAUGGCCAUCACCUAUGCGUUGAUGGAGAAAUUGGAGCAGUUGGCGGAGGAUGAGCCAGAAAGGGUCGCGUUAAUUAAAAAGGCUGAGGCCACCAACUUGCUCAAACAGGGAGCCAAGACUACAGGGGUCAAGUAUGUCCAGGACAAAAAGACACAGCUGUUGAGCGGGCCUGUGAUUAUGGCGACCGGUGGCUACGCCGCGGAUUUUACCAAGACGUCUUUGUUGAAGCAGUACAGACCAGACAUCAUCGACCUUCCGUCGACUAACGGGACGCAUGCCACUGGUGACGGUCAGAAGAUCAUCUUGCAGAACGGCGGGGUAGGCAUCGACAUGGACAAGGUCCAGGUGCAUCCUACCGGGCUUCUCCAGAUCGACUCCCCGCCCACCAAGAUUGGCGGGGCCAGUGCAAAGUUGCCGCGCUACUUGUUCUUGGGUGCAGAGGCCUUGCGCGGCGAGGGGGGGUUCAUGAUUGACUCCACGGGGCGCCGCUUCUGCGACGAGUUGGGCACCAGAGACUACGUUUCUGGAGAAAUGACCAAGGUCAAGGGCCCGAUCAGAUUGAUCUUAAACUCUAAGGCCGCCAACAACUUGGCCUUCCAUGUCAAACACUACACCCACCGCGGAUUGAUGAAGCCCCAGAAGGCAGCCGACAUUGCCAAGGAGAUGGGCAUCGAGCUCAGCGUAUUGAAGGAGGAAAUGUCCAAGUACAAUCGGUACGCCGAGGGAAAGGCCAAGGAUCCGUUUGGCAAGCAGUUUUUCCCAUCCACCCCUCUUGCCGUAGACGACGACUUCCAUGUGUCUUUUGUCACCAGAGUUUUGCACUUCACCAUGGGUGGGGUCAAGAUUAACCUGAAGUCUGAGGUUUUGGAUGCCAAGAACAAGGUCAUCGAGGGUCUCUAUGCCGCGGGUGAGUUGGCUGGUGGGAUUCACGGGCACAACCGAUUGGGAGGCUCUUCCUUGCUCGGAUGUGUGGUUUACGGUAGAGUCGCUGCUGAUGCCGCCACCAACCACUUGUUGCAGACCUUGUCGGUGGCACCUGUUUCCACCGCACAGCAGAGAUUGAAGCAGAUCAGUAUCCACUUGGAUCCAAAUGUACCGGACAGAGUCACGAUUGACUGGGGUAAUGGCGAGGUGACAUCGCCCGUUGAGACCCCAGCUAAGACAGUUAAAGCUCCUGCCAAGGCCUCGGCCAAGAAGGCGCCAGUGAAGAAGCCGGUGGUCAAGGCGUUCAAGAUCCCAGCGAAGGAGUACACCUUGGCCGAGGUUGCCAAGCACAACACCGCGGGGGACUGCUGGGUCAUUGUGAAGGACUGUGUAUUGGACUGCACCGGCUUCUUGGCUGACCACCCGGGCGGUGAGCAGUCAAUUAUCAACUUUGCCGGCAUGGAUGCCACCGAGGUGUUUGCGAUGUUGCACGAAGACCGUGUCAUUCCGAAGUACGCUGCCAGUUCCGUCAUCGGGCGCGUCAAGGGAAAGACUCCUAAGUUAGAGCUCUAA
Molecule: messenger RNA, 1956 nt
Organism: Babjeviella inositovora NRRL Y-12698
Lineage: Eukaryota; Fungi; Ascomycota; Pichiomycetes; Serinales
Gene: OSM2
Product: fumarate reductase
Exons: 2
Coding region: 1-1956 (651 amino acids)
Molecular function (GO): oxidoreductase activity; FMN binding; heme binding
Source: RefSeq, a predicted model, not a curated record